AUGGCGGCGGCCUUGACUGAACGGAGCUGCCUAGAGCUUAAUGCGGUUGCUCGUUCCCCACCCAGACGCCUUCAGGAGGUAGUUUUUAACCCACCCGGAACGGCUCCGCUCCCCGCUGGUCGUUACGGAGACAGCGCUGGGGGGUUUUGCUACCAGGAGAGCGCGCAAGUCGCUGCCGUUACCAGGAAUCGCUUCGUGCGAUGGACCACAUCGGGAGACACUGUGGAGCUGGUGGAAGAAUCUUUGGAUGUCAACCUCCUCAACAACGCCGUCCGCCUCUGCAUCCGAGGCUGUCCGUUUCUCCCGGGGGGUGUGCACUUCUGCGAGCUGCAGAGCCACUUGGUCAUCCUCCUGAUCACGGGGCAGACUGUUCAUCGUCUGUUCCUGCCGCAUCCCGCCCGAAUGUACCGCAGUGAGCUGAUCACAGAGAGCCCAAUGCAGUCUGUGUUCACAGAUUUUGGCAAGAUUGACUUCAGAGACCCUUCCAGUUACUGCACCAUCCCCAACGUGCCAGGGCUGGCCCCCAACUCGGUCGCCUCGGCAGCAUGGCUGAGCAGUGAGGGGGAAGCUCUCUUUGCUCUGCCCUCAGCAUCUGGAGGGAUCUUUGUCCUUAAGCUGCCUCCUCACGAUGCACCUGGAACGGUGUCGGUGGUGGAGCUGAAGCAGAGCUCGGUCAUGCAGCGUCUCCUGACCGGUUGGAUGCCAACUGCCAUCAGAGGUGACUGUGGCCCCUCCGACCUGCCUGUCAGCCUCUCCGUGCACUGCCUGGAGCAUGAUGCCUUCCUCUUUGCCCUCUGCCAGGAUCAUAAACUUCGGAUGUGGUCCUACAAAGAUCAGAUGUGCCUGAUGGUUGCAGACCUUCUGGAGUUCAUACCGGUCAGCAGGGACCUGCGGCUCGCAGCUGGGACCGGCCACCGCCUGCGACUGGCCUUCUCCCAGUCCCUGGGGCUUUACCUGGGUGUCUACAUGCAUGCACCCAAGAGAGGACAGUUUUGUGUCUUCCAGCUGGUGAGCACUGAGAGCAGCCGCUACAGCCUGGACCACAUUUCCUCCCUCUUCUCCUCCCAGGAGACUCUUGUUGACUUUGCCUUAACCUCGGCCGAGAUCUGGGCACUGUGGCACAACGAGGAGAACCAAACGGUUGUGAAAUACAUCAACUUUGAGCAAAAUGUGGCAGGGCAGUGGAACCAGGUCUUUGUGCAGCCUCUGCCUGAGGAGGAGGUGACAGUUCGACAUGAUCAGGACCCCAGGGAGACCUACCUGGAGUACCUCUUCAUGCCCGGGCGCUUCACCAACGCAGCUAUCCAGAAGGCUCUGCAGAUCUUUUCUCAAGGAACUGAGAGGCACAUGGAUCUGACAUGGGAUGAGUUAAAAAAGGAGGUUACCUUGGCUGUGGAAAGUGAGUUCCAGGGCAGUGUGACAGAGUAUGAGUGCUCACCAGAGGAGUUCUGGCAGCUGCAGGUGGAGUUCUGGUCCAAGUUCUAUGCCUGCUGCCUUCAGUACCAAGAAGCAAUCUCGCAGCCGCUGGCCCUGCUCUUGAACCCUUACACCAGCAUGGUCUGCCUGCUAAAGAAGGGCUCUCUGUCUUUCCUCAUGCCCUGUCCCUGGGUGGACCACCUCUAUCUCCUCUCCAAUGAGCACCUCCUGACUGAGGACGAUGCUGCUAUCUUUGAUGAUUUGGAGAUGUCUCGUGAUGUUGUCUGUCUUGUCCAGUGCCUUCGCCUGAUCGGGGAAUCAAUUUCCAUGGAAAUGGCCUUCAGCAUGGAAAUGGCCUGCUCCCGCCUCCAGCCUCCAGAAAAGGCUGCAGAGCAGAUCCUGGAGGACUUGAUAGCUAAUGACACGGAAAACGUGCUGGAGGAGAUCCACAGCAAACUGCAGGAGAUCAGGAACCCCAUCCAUGCCAUCGGGGUGCUCAUCCGAGAGAUGGACUAUGAGAUGGACACUGACAUGGAGAGAGCUCCUCACUUAAGCCUGCAGCUGAACCUGAGCCAGCUGUACGGCAGCGGCACGGCUGGCAGCGUGCUGUGCUGGGGGGUCUGUAAGAUUGCCACCAUCCGCUUCCUCAUCUGCCGGGACCUGCUGAUCCUCCAGCAGCUCUUGCUGAGGCUGGGAGAUCCUAUGGUUUUGGGAGGGGGCCAACUCUUCCAGUCUCAGCAGGACCUGCUGCACCGCACCUCUCCCCUCCUGCUCUCCUACUACCUGAUCAGGUGGGCGAGCCAGUGCCUGGCCUCGGAUGUCCCCGUCGACACGCUGGAGUCUAAUCUGCAGCAUCUCUCUGUGUUGGAGUUAGCAGACACCACUGCUGUUACACCCCAUAAGCUAGUAUCCAGUCCUCAAACAAUUGUGGAGCUGUUUUUCCAGGAAGUGGCCAGAAAACACAUCAUCUCCAGACUCUUCUUGCAACCAAACACCUCUUUGGCUGAAACAAGUUUGAACUGGCCCCAUCUGGUUACUGCCAUCGUGGCUGAUUUUCUGCCUCUCCUAUGGCCCAGCAAUCCUGGAUUCCUCUUCCCUGAGUGCCUGAUGGGAAGCUGUCAGUAUACCCAGCUACAGGAAUACAUUCGCCUGCUGCAGCCCUGGUGCCAUGUGAACAUGGGCUCCUGCUGCUUCAUGAUGGGCCGCUGCUACCUGGUCAUGGGUGAGGGCCACAAGGCUUUGGAUUGUUUCCGCCAAGCUGCCUCAGAGGUGGGAAGAGAGGAGUUCUUGGACAGGCUGAUCCAACCUGAGGAGGGUGAGAUGGUCUCCACCCCACGCCUGCAGUACUACAACAAGGUUCUGCGCUUGUUGGACAUGGUGGGUUUGCCAGAGCUGGUCAUCCAGCUGGCCACCUUGGCCAUCAUGGAAUCAGCAGAUGAUUGGAGAAGCCAGGCAACUUUGAGGACUUGUAUCUUCAAACAUCACUUGGAUUUGGGGCACAACAAUGAAGCAUAUGUUGCCUUAACACAAAACCCAGAUCCAGGCAGGCAGCUGGACUGUCUACGCCAGCUAGUGGUGGUUCUCUGCGAGCGCUCCCAGCUCCAGGACCUGGUGGAGUUCCCCUACAUCAACCUCCAUAAUGAGGUGGUGGGGAUCAUCGAGUCGCACGCCCGGGCAGUGGACCUGAUGAACCACAACUACUAUGAGCUGCUCUACGCCUUCCACAUCUACCGCCACAACUACCGCAAGGCUGGCACAGUGAUGUUUGAGUAUGGCAUGCGCCUGGGCCGGGAGGUGCGGACGCUCCGAGGGCUCCAGAAGCAGGGAAACUGUUUCCUUGCUGCUCUCAACUGCCUCCGGUUGAUCCGCCCUGAGUACGCCUGGAUAGUGCAGCCAGCUCCUGGAGCUGUGUAUGAACGUCCUGGAGCAUCCCCAAAAAGAAGCCACGACGGGGAGUGUGCAGCUGUUCCAACUUCUCACCAAAUUGAGAUCCUGGAGCUGGAGGAUCUGGAGAGGGAAUGUGUGCUGGCGCGAAUCCGGCUGACCCUGGUGCAGCAUGACCUGUUGACAGCAGCAGUGGCAGGCAACUCUACCCCUGAAGAAACGGUUGCUCUCCUGAUCCGGGCCGGCCUCUUCGACACCGCCAUCACCCUGUGCCAGACCUUCAAGCUGUCCUUGACACCUGUCUUUGAGGGACUCACCUUCAAGUGCAUCCAGCUGCAGCUGGGAGGGGAAGCAGCACAGGCAGAGGCCUGGGAAUGGCUCGCAGCAAACCAACUCUCAUCACUGGUUAACACCAAGGAGUGCAGUGCCACGGAUGAAGCUUGGCGGCUGCUGUCGUCCUACCUGGAGCGUUACCCAUCCCAGAACAGUCUGUACCAAUGCUGUGUCAUCAACAAGCUCUUGGCACAUGGCAUCCCCCUGCCCAACUGGCUCAUCAACAGCUACAAGAAGGUGGAUGCUGCUGAGCUGCUGCGUCUGUACCUGAAUUACAAUCUGCUGGAAGAGGCAGUGGACUUGGUCCUGGAGUAUGUGGAUGCUGUGCUGGGCAAAGGACAUCGCUAUUUUGGAAUGGAGCUUCCGCUUUCUGCUACGGCCCCCAUGGUGUGGCUGCCCUACACUGCCAUUGACCAGCUGCUCCAGGCUCUGCAGGGGAGCACCACCAACCACUACAAUGUCGUGCUUUAUCAGAAGCUGAAUGAUAAGAUGGAGGCCUACCAGCAGAAGGUUAAUGUGGUCACCCAUGACAACUUGUACCGCCGCAACUAGCAGCACCCAGCCAGCCUUGGCCACCGCUCCUGCUCCAGGUGACAUCCCUGGGAGCUGACACCAUCCCCUCCUGCCACCAGCUCAGCCAUUGCUGCUGGUUUUUACUGGUUUAUUUUCCAUAAGGAUCCACUCUGGGGA
This is a messenger RNA of Indicator indicator, 4323 nucleotides long. RefSeq names its product nucleoporin 160 (gene NUP160). Lineage: Eukaryota; Metazoa; Chordata; Aves; Piciformes; Indicatoridae. The transcript is spliced from 35 exons. Gene Ontology annotation, cellular component: nuclear pore. The coding region runs from base 1 to 4185 and encodes 1394 amino acids. The record is from RefSeq and is a predicted model, not a curated record. Gene Ontology annotation, molecular function: structural constituent of nuclear pore.